Messenger RNA from Xylaria bambusicola, 1398 nucleotides. Its product is annotated as major facilitator superfamily domain-containing protein. Gene Ontology annotation, cellular component: fungal-type vacuole membrane. Gene Ontology annotation, molecular function: transmembrane transporter activity. The transcript has 3 exons. The coding region runs from base 1 to 1398 and encodes 465 amino acids. NCBI's taxonomy places the organism in Eukaryota, Fungi, Ascomycota, Sordariomycetes, Xylariales, Xylariaceae. The record is from RefSeq and is a predicted model, not a curated record. Gene Ontology annotation, biological process: transmembrane transport.
AUGGUCCGAAACGACAUAGAGUUCAUGGCUACGCCCGUGAGCCAAACGCCGGAUGAUACCUCCAAUGCCAAGGACAAUAGCGAUGGCGUUUUCUUCACCAACUCCCGGUUACCAGACGAAGAAGACUUCAGAGACAGGCACGAGUUUUCCCUUCCCCCUGUUGAUGGCGGAAAAGACGCAUGGCUCUUCUUGUCGGCUGUAUUCGUCGUGGAUGCUCUCAUUUGGGGUUUCCCUUUUGCCUUUGGCGUGUUCCAAGACUACUAUCUUACACACGAGCCGUUCAUUGGACAGCCUAACAUAGCCGUGAUCGGCACAAGUGCGAUGGGUGUCAUGUACCUAGCCUCACCGAUCAUCAUGGGCUUUUGUCAGACAUUUGGAAGAUGGGCACGUUGGGGUCCUAUUCUAGGACUCCUUGUCAUGUCCCUAGCGUUGGCACUAAGCUCGUUCGCCUCAACAACAACGCAUCUGAUCGUAUCUCAGGGCGUCCUAUAUGGCUUGGGUGGGAGUUUUUGCUAUUGUCCCUGUAUCAUGUAUUUAGGGGAGUGGUUCGUCAACAAGAAGGGGCUAGCGUAUGGAAUGAUGUGGUCAGGGACGGGUUUAGCAGGUGUUAUUCUGCCUCUUCUCUUGCAGUCACUCCUCGGCUCUCUCGGGUUCCGCAACACACUUCGAGUAUGGGCAGCCUUGUUGUUCGUGUUAGCAGCGCCGGCGGCCUUCUUAAUUAAGCCCCGUCUGCCACCCUCCGCGACAAGCCACGCUAAACCAUUCAACUUGUGGUUUUUGGUGACCCCGGCAUUUUUGGUGUACCAAACAGCCAAUAUCGUCGAGUCCAUGGGAUACUUUCUGCCUGGCAUCUAUUUGCCGACGUUCAGCAGGAUCGUCCUCGGUGUACCAUCCCUGUCGGCCGCCACGACGAUCCUGCUUGUUAACGUAGCGUCUGUGUUCGGAUGUGUGGCGAUGGGAUGGUGCAUCGACAGAUUUCAUGUCACAACCGGUAUCCUCCUAUCCACAAUCGGGGCUACCAUCAGCGUGCUGGCCAUCUGGGGCCUAUCGUCAUCUUUAGGACUGCUGUAUUUCUUCUGCAUCGCCUAUGGUCUCUUUGCAGGAUCAUUCUCGUCUGCCUGGCCCGGGAUAAUGAAAGACAUCGCACAGAAGGCACAACACAGCGACAAGGGACAAGUAGAUCCGAAUAUGGUGUUUGGGUUCCUUUGCGCGGGACGAGGGGUUGGCAACGUGGUGGCCGGGUCUCUGAGCGAGACGCUCAUCCGCAGCUCAUUGUGGGCAGGAGAGACAGCGACAAAUGGCUAUAGUAGUAGCUAUAGCAGCGUGAUUUUGUUUACAGGAGUGACGGCUCUGCUUGGUGGUGCAAGCUUCAUCUGGAAACGGCUUGGUCUCAUGUAA